UAUAUCUGUUCUGUUCAAAAUUCCAACGUUGCAUUUGAGCAUUACCAUCCAUUUGCUGCCUUAACCAUAGACCAUGUGAAGAACUAUGGAAUUCCAAAAGAUCUUACAUGCUCUCCUCGAGAAUGCAUACAGCUAUAUGACACCAUGGCAAAAGUAUGGCCAACAUGUGCAAAUAUGAAGACUUUGGAUCCAGAAGAGAAUAUACACCUAAAGGACAAAGUAUUAAUUACCAAAAAUGAUGCAAUAAAAUAUCAAGAGGCCCUUAAAAGUGAAUUAGUUGACUGGAUUGAAAAAAGGAUAUUGUGCACAAGU
Messenger RNA from Staurois parvus, 312 nucleotides. The record is from the annotation of a GenBank genome assembly. Lineage: Eukaryota; Metazoa; Chordata; Amphibia; Anura; Ranidae.